Messenger RNA from Lampris incognitus (smalleye Pacific opah), 2506 nucleotides. RefSeq names its product receptor tyrosine-protein kinase erbB-3-like. Lineage: Eukaryota; Metazoa; Chordata; Actinopteri; Lampriformes; Lampridae. The record is from RefSeq and is a predicted model, not a curated record. The transcript is spliced from 17 exons. Gene Ontology annotation, molecular function: neuregulin binding; neuregulin receptor activity. Gene Ontology annotation, biological process: nervous system development; positive regulation of cell population proliferation; cell surface receptor protein tyrosine kinase signaling pathway. Gene Ontology annotation, cellular component: signaling receptor complex; basal plasma membrane. Bases 238 to 2019 code for a protein of 593 amino acids.
UCCAAUCAGUGACCAGCAGUGAUUUUACGCACCGAUCCCAGUGGACUGAUAGGAGAGUGUGUUUGUUCACUUGUAUGUCGAGCGGUGACAAAGCUUCUGACUUUUCCUUAUCAUGUGGAUUUACUCUUAAAAUUGGCGCCAGUCUGAAGUUAAACAGGAGAAGAGGCAUUCAGAAGACAAGAGGACACUUCCAUAAGCUCUCGUGUCAUAUGUCAGAUAAAAGUCCUGGCGGUUUGAAUGAGGAUGAGUCCCCUCCAGGAGGUGCUGCUACUGUGCGCUGUGCUGCUGUGCUUCAUCCAGCCCUCGUCUGCUCAGACCCAAGAAGUGGUGGUGUGUUCUGGCACCUGGAACGCUCUGAGCGUGUCAGGAAGUUCAGAAAUGCAGUACAAGUUGAUGAAGGAGAUGUACGAUGGCUGCGAGAUUGUAAUGGGCAAUCUUGAGAUCACCAUGAUGGAGCACUGGAGAGACUUCUCAUUCCUAAAGUCUAUCAGAGAGGUGACAGGCUACAUCCUGAUUGCCAUCAACCAGUUCAGCCGUCUGCCACUGGACCACCUGCGUGUUAUCAGAGGUACAACAUUGUAUGAUGGCCGCUUUGCCUUGGCUGUACUCCUCAAUUAUCAGAAGAAUGGGCGGCAUGGACUACAGGAGCUAGGUCUACCAUGCCUUACAGAGAUAUUGGAGGGAGGGGUCCAGAUUAUACAAAAUAAGUUCCUGAGCUUUGCUCCUCAGGUCAACUGGUUGGACAUAAUGAAGGACCAAACAUCUGAGAUCAUCAUCAACAACAAUGGGCCUCAAAAGUCCUGUGAUGAAAAAUGUGGUGAUGUUCCAUGUUGGGGUCCUGGGGAUGACGCAUGUCAGAUCUUGACCAAGAGUGUGUGUGCCGCCCAGUGUAAUGGCCGCUGUUUUGGACAAAGCCCCAGUGAGUGUUGUCAUAAAGAGUGUGCAGGAGGCUGCAAUGGACCACUAGACACAGACUGCUUUGUUUGCAGCAACUUCAACAACUCAGGCUCAUGUGUGUCCCAGUGUCCACAGACUCUGAUCGACAACAAGCACACAUUCAAACUGGAACCCAACCCUAGUGCCAAAUACCAGUAUGGAUCCAUCUGUGUGGCCCAGUGCCCCACAAACUUUUUUGUGGAUGGCAACUCAUGUGUGAGCACCUGCCCCGCUGAUAAGAUGGAAGUGGAGAAAAAAGGAGUGAAAAGAUGUGAGCCGUGUGGAGGCCUGUGUCCAAAAGCUUGCCAUGGAACAGGAUCUCCCGACAGACAGACUGUAGAUGCCCUGAACAUCGACAGUUUUAUCAACUGCACAAAGAUCCAGGGCAGCCUUCACUUCCUGGUGACCGGGAUCAAAGGUGACGCUUACACAAACAUCCCGGCCCUGGACCCGGAGAAACUACAAGUCUUCAAAACCGUGCGGGAGAUUACAGAUAUUCUCAGUAUCCAGUCGUGGCCUUCAGACAUGCCUGAUCUGUCGGUCUUCUCCAACCUCCAGAUAAUUCAGGGCAGAACACCUUACAGAAGCAUGAGCUCUAAAAGGGGCUACUCUCUUCUGGUGAUGAAGAUUCCCUCUCUGACCUCUCUGGGACUUAGCUCGCUGCGGAGGAUCAAUGACGGCGGCGUCUACAUCACGGGGAACAAGAUGCUGUGCUACCAUAACACCGUCGACUGGACACGACUCUUGGGCAGCAGCGGCUCCCGCCCCCAGCGGCGUCAGAAGCACAUCGACGUCAAGGACAACCGUUCACUGAACCGAUGUGUUGCAGGGGGCCAUGUAUGUGACCCCCAGUGCUCCUCUGAUGGAUGUUGGGGUCCUGGGCCAAACCAAUGUCUGUCCUGCAAGAAUUACAGUAGGGGAGGAACCUGUGUCCCACAGUGCAAGUUCCUCACGGGGGAAAGACGUGAGUUUGCUACUGUGAGAAGCGAGUGUAUGCCCUGCCAUGCGGAGUGUGAGGUUCAGGAGGGGAAGCCAACCUGUACUGGCCCGGGAGCAGACGAGUGUGCGGUUCGAGCGUCCUGAGAAGCCUACCACCUCCUGCUUCACAAAGGAACACGGAAGACCCCAUUUUGUAAAAUAUUUACUCUCAACAUAUUUCUUUACUGUCUUAAAUUGACCACACGUACUGUGUACUACAACAUGUACUACAAACCAUACAGACUAUAUGUACUACACACAGUAGAUCUCCUUUACGGUUUUGCAUACGAUGCCAAAACCAGUCCUGCAUGGAUGUGCGAAGGACUUGUUCAUACAUUUACUCUUAACUCCCCUCGUAGUUUCCUGGAUAUUUGUUUGUAAGCUUGUUCUGUGUUUUGGGGUUAAACACUUUGACGUCGGCCGUGUCUGUGAAGCAGUUAUAAUCAAUGGGUAAAGUAUAUAUACUUCUUAAUGAUCCAUGCCAUAUUGUUACAAGUAGGUGUAACGUGGUGGAGGCCACGUUUCAAUGCUGGAUGCGUGGGCACGCCUGUAUGUGAUAUAACGAGAGACAAUCCUGUCGUAUUAAAAUAAA